This is a messenger RNA of Trichoderma harzianum CBS 226.95, 726 nucleotides long. RefSeq lists its product as hypothetical. NCBI's taxonomy places the organism in Eukaryota, Fungi, Ascomycota, Sordariomycetes, Hypocreales, Hypocreaceae. The transcript has a single exon. The coding region runs from base 1 to 726 and encodes 241 amino acids. The record is from RefSeq and is a predicted model, not a curated record.
AUGACCAGCACCGCUGGCGCCAUAUACAGCUGGCAAUGCAACCAGAAUAUGCUGUCUCUGGCACAGUUCUAUUCGACAAUACUCGACCUCCAGAACAGGGAGGCACGAAAACACCCGGAACCGUACAAGCUCUCGGACGACAAGGAUGCCUGGCAGAUCUUCGCCGACCAGGCCGACAACACGUUCCAAGCGAUGCUCGGACCUCUGAGUGGUUUUUACAUCUUCACGACAGGUGCAAGCCAGAGUUACAAAGAAAACGUUGAUCGUGCUCAGCUUCACACGGGCUUCCUGUCUGCCAUCUUCUCUGACUUCAGUCUUCAGGAGGACGCCAAGAAAGACCUCGACAAAGUCCUCACCAACUUCGCCCAGGCUGUCGGUGGAUUCAAGAUGGAUACGGAAGCGCAGACCAAGACUAUGAACUAUACCCUUAAGAUCAACACCGUGCCAACCAUGACGAUUGGCGGAACGGCCGAGCAUCCACUCACUGUGAACGUGCCCACAACGACGAUCGUGUACAUGAAGAUCAAGGCGACGGCUUGGAAAAGCGCUAUGGACGCUUGCAGUGUGGGAGGAGGAGCUGAACACUUCGAGUUCGACAUGACGUACACCAAGACCAACUGCCAGCUGAACAUGGACUGGUACCAGAAGGCCAUCCCCAAGUUCAAUGGAGUUUGUCACGGAAAAGAACCUUGCGGCAUACGGCGCCGGCCUGUCCCAGCCCGUUAA